GUCACAGUCGAAGGGGCAGAGCGGCGUCCCGCCGUCCUGCUGGUCCAUGCCCAGAUGGAAGUACUUGUACACCGGCAGGCCGUCGGCGGCGUACCGGUGCACCUGCGGGUUCUCCUGGCGGCCCGGCGGCGUCGGCGGCCGGCCCGCGCGCCACUUGUCGUCCUCUUUUCGCUCGGCCUCGGCGUCGCGCCGCGGCUUUUUCUUCGUCGGCUUCUCGGCUUUCGGUGGUCGUUUCUCUUUUUUGAGCGCGGCGAAGAUGUCGUCGACGCUCUCCUCGGCGGCGGCAGAUGCUGUGUCGGAUGACGACUGCGCGGCAGCGGCGGCGGCGGCCUCGGCCUUCCGUUUCUUGGCUUUCUUUUUGUCUUUCGCCAUGAUUGAGUGCGUGCGGCUGCCGGGUUACGCCGUCGGCGCCGCUCCCCUCGUUGUGCGCUCGCCCAAAAGGUGGCACAGCGCGUGCAGCCUUGCAAACUCCGUACGCGGUCGCCGGCGCGUUCUCGUUUUUUGCCACCUUGAACACGGCUGGAGUGAGCACUGCUGCACCGUAUCAGUGCGUGCAAAGAGGUCGUCUGCGUGGUGAACACAGCGUGUGCAAUGAGAGCCAGC
This is a messenger RNA of Pelagomonas calceolata, 603 nucleotides long. Lineage: Eukaryota; Pelagophyceae; Pelagomonadales; Pelagomonadaceae. The record is from the annotation of a GenBank genome assembly.